AAGAAAAAUGGCGACGCCUGCGAAAGCUGCUGUUCGUCAGGUUCAACCACUUUUGUCGAGGAAUAAUAAAGAAGCUCAUAGGAGGGUUAUUAAUUUGUACAGGGCAUGGUACAGACAAAUUCCAUAUAUCAAUCUGGAGUUUGAUAUUCCCAAGACAGAGAAUGAUAUGAGACAGAAGCUGCGAGAGGAGUUUAUGAAGCAUAAGGAUGUCAAGGAUAUACGUAUCAUUGAUCUUCUAGUCGUCAAGGGUCAAAUGGAGCUCCAGGAAACAGCCCAGAAAUGGAAGAACUCGGGAACGUUCAUGUACCUUUAUAAAGACACAGUUGAGAAGAAACCCACUGACUUCAUGUCGAAGUUCUUGGCGGGUCAGGAUUAAUUCAUUUUCGCUCGAGAAAUUGAUAGUUGUGAUGGUAAAUCUUCUAAGUUAAAUCUGAAAAAUAUUCAAUAAAAUGUAUAUAUGAUAGAGAA
Molecule: messenger RNA, 468 nt
Organism: Diachasma alloeum
Lineage: Eukaryota; Metazoa; Arthropoda; Insecta; Hymenoptera; Braconidae
Gene: ND-B14
Product: NADH dehydrogenase [ubiquinone] 1 alpha subcomplex subunit 6
Exons: 3
Coding region: 8-376 (122 amino acids)
Biological process (GO): response to oxidative stress
Source: RefSeq, a predicted model, not a curated record